AUGUCUGAUACCACUCUCAUUGACGAUGCCAUCCGCGUCGUCGUCGCCCCAUCUCAAGCAUCUUAUUUCGCUGGCGAACCGUUCUCUGUCACUAUUACGUUCACGAACACCCGCACCCAGGAACUCCCUCCCGCUAGGUCUGCUUCACAUUCUGUAUCGAGCAGGCACAAGCGGACUGCCCACUCCAUAAGUUCUGUACCUCUGGCGCGUCCUCCGACAUCUCCUGGCAAUCCGCGUACGGCUGUACCGACGCUGUUGGCUCGCACCGCUGGCGUCAGUGAUAUUUCUACCAGGAAGGGUCUGAUAGGGCAGAAGCAGCUCCCAGCUGGGACGGAUGAGUCACUCGAUUCCAUGGACCCAAUGAGGAAGAGGGUAUUGACGAAGUCACUCUCUAUCUCCGUACUGUCCAGCGAGUUGGAAGAGCAGUCACAAGAUGAUCUGAAGAGCAAGGCUUCCAUCAACUCCCUGCGAGUGACAGAGUCUGCUUAUGCUUCACCCACCUCACCUCGAACAUCUUCACCGUUGGCAAGGUCGGCUUCGCUUCCUAUUGCACCCAGUCACCCACACGCUCGCAAGCAGUCUAUCUUGGAUGGCCAACUGCAGCCGCAAGAGCUGCGACCACCUGUGUUGCAAUCUCCCUUCACCACAUCACCCAGCACGUCUUCAUCCAGCUUCUCCCUCUCUUUGGACCCCAUAGCUGAGAGCAGUUCUUCGCCCGUCCCACCGAUGACGCCGUUCGCACCUUCACCUGUGCCUGAUUCUACGCUUCCUACCAUCCGCACCCAGCUUUCGUCGACCAGCACGGAGACAACGGCCGCCACGAACGGAAGUGCGAAAUACGUCGUGCGUCCCAGCCGCGGUCCCCCACGCCGACCACCACAGCUCGGACACGGCCCUCCGCCAGUCGCUUUAAACAAUCAGCCUUCGCGUACUACGUUUUCGUCCUCAUUCGUCCCUCCGAACUCUGAGCUCAUCCUCUACUCGUACGCGCAGCUUGUUGGUACGCUGGCAAUCAGCCCGGUACCGGGCUCAACGACUACCGCACAGCAGGCACAGACGCUUAGCUACCUCCGUUCCAAUCUGCUGAAGCGCAAGGGUGUAGGCGGGGGCAGUAUGGACAUCACUUCCUCUAUGAGCUAUCACGCGUACAGCGCAUCUUCGAGUAUGGGAACAAGAGGCUCGCAUGGACGCUCGUCUUCCCUCUCUGCGGGUCUACUUUCCCUUCUUUCCCCCACCUCUCUGAUGCCGUCCUCGCCAGCGCCACAGCCUUGGAUGCCAUCUCAGCGUCCACAAACGGCGUCUGUCUUCUCUCUAUUCUCGAACGGGGAUAAUGGUGGUCCGAUUGGUCUGGGGUUGGGAGUCGCAGAGGAGGAGACAGACCCUGAACUACCGCUUCCUACGUUCGAGGUGCAGCCGUCCCUACUUGCUGUCGACCUCAGCCUCGCACCAGGCGAAUCACGUACCUACACAUACACCAUCGUCCUUCCCGCGGAGCUCCCACCGACACACAAGGGAAGAGUGUUGAGAUUCUCGUACCAGUUUAUUUUGGGUAUAUGUCGCUCUCCCUCGUCUCUGCCGUCUGGGGGGUUGGGGCCGACAGGAGCAAACAGCAGCAGUCGCGUCAUGAAGGUUCCUAUACGGGUGUACAACAACGUCGUCGUGGGGAGGGCACCUAUGCCGUACGAUCUCCUAUGGCCGUGCAAGGCCAGAGGCUCACAGUUUUCCGCGAAGGUGAUCGAGGAAUCCAGGAUCGCGGCGAAGAAGAGCGAUCUGGCCCCUCUACAAGGCGUCCCCGCGUCGCGGUCGGGAACUUUUGAAGACCUCCAGGUAUACGCUCGGGGACUUCUGGCUGUGUUUCACCACCCGAGCACUGGAGGCGUCCGGCUGGACCUUCCAGUGGAUCUUGAGCGAGACCGGGAGCGCGAGGAGGCGGGCGGGCUCACUGGAUGCCGCCAAGCGGUGGAGAUCUUGACGCGUAAUCCGAAGAAAGCGUCCUACGACGUAAACAAGGAUGGCGUAAAGGUCGCGGUGCUCACGUUCACGAAGUCUGCGUACCGGCUCGGAGAGACUGUGCUAGGUGUCGUGGAGUUGAACGAGCGGUCAAGUCGGGCACGGGUGCUGAAGCUCUCGGCAAUGCUCGAGGCGCACGAAUCUCUGCCCUCGGCUAUUUCUUCACCGGCAAGCUCGCGGCAGACGCGUCGAGUGCACGCCGAGCAUCACUCGUCUUUCGUGGUGUCUACGCUUCGCACCACAUUCUCGCUGGACAUACCACCAGACGCGAGCCCGGCGUUCCAGGUGACUAUCGGUGGGGAGCCCGGCGACUCUGCGAGACAGAUCGGAGCUCAGCCUGGCGGACUCGAGUGGAAAGUCAGGCUGUGUCUGCUUGUGGCCGUCGCGUCGCCGACCUCGCGCCAGAGUGCUGAUGGGCUGCGGCUGAAGCACCUGGUCAAGGACGGACCGCGGGGCGAGUGGGGCACGUCGUGGAAGGCUGCGGCGAGCAUCGCGCCCUUGGAACGGCCGGACCUGCGCGUGCAUGCGAACCCAUUCGGUGCGUCGGAGCAGGCAGCGACGACACCGAGCACGGCAAGGUCGUGGAUGUCGUACUUGGCGUCUUCGCUGCUGGGGCCGGCGAACGAAGGGUACCACGACGGGGACGAGCUGGCGGACUCGGACGACGACGACAACGAGGAGGGCAGCGAAGACGAGUGGCGGAGUGUGCGGACGGAGAUGGUGGAGUGCGAGGUGCCGAUCAGGGUGUGGCCUGGGAACACGGCGUUCAAGGCGACGGAGGUAGUGUUCGACGUUUAG
Molecule: messenger RNA, 2808 nt
Organism: Sparassis crispa
Lineage: Eukaryota; Fungi; Basidiomycota; Agaricomycetes; Polyporales; Sparassidaceae
Exons: 7
Coding region: 1-2808 (935 amino acids)
Biological process (GO): retrograde transport, endosome to Golgi
Cellular component (GO): Golgi membrane; Ric1-Rgp1 guanyl-nucleotide exchange factor complex
Source: RefSeq, a predicted model, not a curated record